AUGGCGCGGCCGUGGCUCUGCCUCCUCAUCCUCGCCGCGCUCUUCAGCCCCGCGGCCCCGCAAGAAACAAAGAGGGCCGAGAUCUGGGCCGAGCCGCCGGCACCCACUGAGUACCACCCGCUGAUGCUGACCUGCCAAGUCACCGGAGACCCCUGGCCCCAGGAGUUCCUGUGGGAGAAGAGAGGAAGCCCGGUUCCCCUGGAGAAAAGCCCCGACGGAGUCCUGCUCAUCCCCUCCGUCAACAACACCCACCUGGGCACCUACACCUGCACGGCCACCAGCCUCCAGGGCAGGGCCGUGGCCACCUACACCCUGUGGAUACAUGACCUGGUGAGCUCGGCGUUCGUGUUCCCCCAAGAGUCCAAAACCGCCCACGUGCAGGUGACGGCCAGGCUGAAGCAGCCCCUGGACAACUUCACCGUGUGCCUGAGGUCCUUCACGGACCUCACGAGGCCCUACAGCCUCUUCUCCUACGCCACCAGAAAACAGAGCAACGAGAUCCUGCUCUUCAAGCCCAGACCCGGGCAGUACGAGCUCGCCGUGGGGGACAAGCUCCUGUUCUUCCAAGUGCCCGUAAUUCUCGGGCAGAGCGAGCACGUCUGCGUCAGCUGGGAAUCCUCCACCGGCAUCGUGGGGUUCUGGUUCAACGGGAAGCCCUGGCCGAGGAAGGGGCUGCAGAAGGGUUACACGGUGGGAGUGCCGGCGUCCAUCCUGCUGGGGCAGGACCAGGACAGCUUCGGGGGCGGCUUCGACGCCCAGCAGUCCUUCGUGGGGGAGAUCUCGUCCGUGUACAUGUGGGACACGGGCAUCUCCGGCUCGGAGGUGGUGUCGGCCAUGUACGACAACCCCGAGCAAACCCCCAUCUUCGGCUGGAGGAAUUUCCCCUACGAGAUCGUGGGCGAGGUGUACCUGAAGCCCUGA
Messenger RNA from Hirundo rustica (Barn swallow), 921 nucleotides. Its product is annotated as mucosal pentraxin-like. The record is from RefSeq and is a predicted model, not a curated record. Bases 1 to 921 code for a protein of 306 amino acids. The transcript has 4 exons. Gene Ontology annotation, molecular function: complement component C1q complex binding. Lineage: Eukaryota; Metazoa; Chordata; Aves; Passeriformes; Hirundinidae. Gene Ontology annotation, biological process: innate immune response.